AUGUCUUGCCCCUCCUCCGGGCUUGCCCACUCGUGGCUAGAGCGCAGUUUCACCCCAUCUGGCAAAGACGCUCAGGGUCUAUCAUGUGAACUGAAGAAAUGUCGUCAUAGAACUGCGAGCUCCUUCGUAGUUGCGCUAGUUAGCGGGAGCUGGAGAUGGAUUGCAUGGCCAAUGCCUAGGAGACAACGGAAGAUCUCUAUCGAAAAUGACCAGAAAGUGGCCCAGGUGGCGCUCUGCAGAGCUUCUUUCGAUUUGGCGACAGUCUCACCAGCCACAAAUGGGGGAGCUCCAGCUCCUGCGGGAGCUUUGGUCAAGCUGCCCACCGAGCUUUCCCAAAGUGACGUCAGGAAAACGUAG
Messenger RNA from Colletotrichum orchidophilum, 357 nucleotides. RefSeq lists its product as uncharacterized. The record is from RefSeq and is a predicted model, not a curated record. The transcript has a single exon. NCBI's taxonomy places the organism in Eukaryota, Fungi, Ascomycota, Sordariomycetes, Glomerellales, Glomerellaceae. Bases 1 to 357 code for a protein of 118 amino acids.